Messenger RNA from Daldinia caldariorum, 2708 nucleotides. RefSeq lists its product as uncharacterized. Lineage: Eukaryota; Fungi; Ascomycota; Sordariomycetes; Xylariales; Hypoxylaceae. The coding region runs from base 156 to 2423 and encodes 755 amino acids. The record is from RefSeq and is a predicted model, not a curated record. The transcript is spliced from 2 exons.
CAUCAAACAUAAUCGAGGAGGCCUGUAGAUCCCCAGAGCAGUCUCUGACGAUCAAAGGAUGCAAUGUACCUCGCUCACAAAACAAACAUCAGAACGGAGGCCGGUUAUAUGACAAGAUCGUAUACUGACAGCCCCCGAAGAUAAUUUCGAGUAGAAUGGCUUUUGAGUCUCUGGCUCGUCGCCUCUUGAUAUGGACUGCACUCUCAGCCAGCGUUGCCGCCGGUGCGAAGCUCGGUAACGAUAUCCUCGGCUUGGUACCGACAUGUGCUCAGCCCUGCCUGGAGUCGUUCGUAGUAGCCAACUACCCGUCGACAGACUGCACGCAGAAUCCGACAUUACAAUGCAUGUGCUUAGAGCAGUCGCUUUCAGGAUAUACAAUUGGGGAGGGAGCGUUACAAUGUAUUAGUACCGAAGCACAACGUGGAAUCUGCAGUAAGGAUGACAUCGCUGGUACCGUCAAGCGCGAUGCCUAUCUUAUGUGCUCUAAGGUAGCCAAAGCUCUGCCGAACACACAUGCUGUCUUGACAGCAACAAUCGCAAACUCCCCAACUGGAGUGCCGGCUUCAAUAGUCAUACCAUCGCCAACUCAAACUGGAUCGAGAAUUGAGGCUGCUUCUUCACCAUCGUCUGGCUCAUCGAAUUCACUAUCGGGCGGUGCAAUCGCUGGAAUCGUUAUUGGCGUUCUUGUCGCUAUCACAAUCAUAAUUGCUGCUAUAAUAUUUUUCAGGCGUCGGAGCAGGCAAAAUUACCGUGGGCUUGGGAGUGGAUCUCCUAAUAUAAUGAAGGAGAGAGGCGGAGCUGAGACGCCCGGGUUUGGGAACUAUAUGUCGGCGCCGUACCGCAGUAAUGCCGAUCUCGAAAUGCCGCCUCACCUACCACAACAACGCAUAGCAUCGCCGUUAUUCCCUGCUUCCCCCAUGCCACCUCGUACUCCGCCCAGACUUCCUUCGCCCGGUCCUUUCCACUCACCAGCUCUUAGCCAAGAUACCUUUGGACUGGGCAUCUCACGAUCUUUAACUUCAACACCUGCUUCAAUGUCACAUGUUCCGCUUCAUAGGCCAACAUCGAAACUCCUUCCCGCUAAGCCUGAUAUGGACUUAACGGCUCCUCCUCCUCCUCGGCCUCCCCUUCCACCGAAAGAUCUAUUCAAGCCAAGUAGAGCGUUGUCUCGCGAGUCGUCUAGGCGUACACAGCAGACCAACAAGACUAGCCUCCUUACAAAUGUGACAGGGGUAACACCUGCAUAUAUAACUGAUAAAUUUGGAAAUUGGGUGCGAAAUAACAAAAAUCGCCAAUCUGAGCAGUGCCAGGUCGCCAUGGUUGCAGAGCUCGACACAUAUACCCCUCUGACUAUGGCACCGAUAGAAAAGAAGGAAGAGACCGAGUCCAUUUCAGCAGCAGUCUCAGCAGCUUAUGGGUUGCCUAAUAAGCCGCAACCAGCUUUCUUAUCUGAAGAGCGUGCUACCAGAAGGCACCAACGGUCUUCUAGCGUAUAUUCGCAAGACAGUGAAGCACGCCGCACUCGGCUAAUGUCCGCUUAUGGCGGGCGUGGAGCUGAACGCAACCGAUCUGAUACGGUUUUAUCUGACGACUCCUUUACAACAAUAAACUCUUACUCGACAGCUUCAUUAGACGAAGAUGCCCGCGAGCUUGAUGGCACUCAUUUGUCACACCCUCCCACUCCUAAAGAUACGAUGCGUACUCCUACCCCUGAACUAGAACAAGCCAAAUACGUCAAUAUCUCAGGAAAACAUAACCGAGCGCUACUUCAUAUAGACCCUACAAUCAGGACGUCCUUUUUUAACUCGCCCCCUGGUCAGCCUAGCCCGACAUUGAAAGGUGACGCCCUUUUGUUGAAAAAUGGCGACUCGCCUUAUCCCAAGCCCUUAAAACCUAAGCGUCAGGACAGCGCUCAGACGUCAAAUACCAGUUUGAUUAGCGAGACGGAAUUGACGAGACCGCCUCGUCUCGAUGACGGUCGGCCAUCAGUCCAGAGUCCGCUAUCACGGUUCUCCCCGCGCUUACCGAGUGACGAGGCUUGGUUUCCAGAUAGGUUUCAAACGCCACCGACGCAAAUCGCUGGGAGCGAACCCUCGCCUAAUCCUUUCAUAGUUGGAAGGCAAACGCCGUCCCCCAUGUCAUCGCGAUCAGGCUCAGGGGAUCAACCGCGUCAACACAUAGCACGCGCCGUCUCGCCUUUAAGCCGAGCACAAACACAUGAGAACGAGGAGGCCGCCAAGGAGGCCGCUAGCUCGCUAUUGGAAAAGCGACUUGGGACUGGUAAAGCUGCCGUACUUGCGCUCUGUCCCAAGAAGAAGCUAAGCCCGCCCUCCCCUAAGGGUUCCCUUCCUGCUACGCCAACGUGGCAGCCGAAGCUGACUCCGACGAGACAUGGCGAGGACCUGUACCUGAGCGUGCAGUAGAGACGAUACCUCCUACUCAAUCAAGAAGCAGAAUCUUCUCAACGCUUCAUUUAGUUGACGUGUUCCUUUCUCGUCUCCUAUGUCUCCUACAUCUCAUUGCAUUAGAGGGUACUGUACAUUUAUCGCAUUGUAUAUAUAUACCCUGGGGCAACGUCUGCCGAACUAAUUUCCUUCUCUUCGAUUGCCACUACUACGUGGAUGGCCCGUGUACUAUUAUUAUCACAUAUUCCUUUUAUGCCCCGGGGCACUCGUACAUGCAUUUACUUCGUGGCGUUAUUUUAUUUU